AUGCAAAUACAGCAAAUUAUUCUUGUUUUGAUUAUUUUACCAUUGAUAACUGAAAGUUUUACUUGGUUUCAUCAUCAAAGACAUGUAAAACGAGCAACGACAGAUGAAUGUUGUGUUUCAUCUAAAUUAAACGUUGCCGCUAAAAAAGCGAAUAGUGGUCGAGAUUUUUUUCGACGAUUAUCAACAGAAGAUGAUUCAUAUAAACUUAUUACACCCACAAAUAUGUGUAAUUUAAUGCAUUAUUUUAUUCAACAAGCAUCACUUAAUAAUAAGUCAAUUUCAUUUACGAAAGGUAUGUUUGUUAUAUUUGAUUCAAUAAAUAAAAUAUUUGAACGAUUCAUGAAAGCAAAAGCUGAACAAAAAGAAGGUGAUGGAGCACAGCAUGCAGGUUAUUUUAAACGUUUAAAACAUAUGGGUAGUCAAGCUAUUCAUGCAUUAACUAAAAAUGCAAAAAAAUCAGAAUCAAAAUCAAAACUUAUUGAAUCGGAUACAUUUAUUUAUGUUCGUGGUGAUGAAAGUUCACAUUAUCAUGGUGAACGUGGUUCUAAAGGAGAUCGUGCACGUGAUUAUCCUGCAUAUGGUAUGGAUAUUCCUGGAGCUUGUAUGCCUAGUGGUUUUGGUCAUAUAUUAUUUGGUGAACUUCCACAAGUUCGUAGCGAUGGUAAAUAUACCGGUGGACGUGUUUAUAUAAAACCUGAAUUUUUCGGUAUUCGAGAAUUAAAACAUUUUAUUAAACAUACUCAAUCUUAUUUUUCACACGUAUCAAGAAAGUAUGUAUGCCAAUUAAAAGAUAUGCAAACAAAGCCUGGUUGUUCAAAAGAAGAUGCUUUUCGUGAGAAUACUGAUAAAAAAUUAUUAGACUCGUGGAAAAAUGUUUUAAUAAAAAUUCCAACUGUAUGGAAUGUUGAUGAACAAUAUAUGAAAAAUGCAACAAAAUAUGGUAUAGGAGAAAUUUAUCGACAAGUAAAAGAAUUAGAAAAAGCUGGUCAUACUGAAAAAGUAAAAGAAUUUCAUGAAAAAAUGAUUAAACAAUAUGGAGAAGAUGAUAUAAGUGUACGAAAAGGUCGAGAAAUCAUAUUUACAACAACAGGAUUAUUAAAAAGUCCACUUACAUGUGAAUUAUUAAGUAAAAUGAAAAAAUGUUGA
Messenger RNA from Adineta steineri, 1146 nucleotides. NCBI's taxonomy places the organism in Eukaryota, Metazoa, Rotifera, Eurotatoria, Adinetida, Adinetidae. The record is from the annotation of a GenBank genome assembly.